Molecule: messenger RNA, 2322 nt
Organism: Limanda limanda (common dab)
Lineage: Eukaryota; Metazoa; Chordata; Actinopteri; Pleuronectiformes; Pleuronectidae
Gene: cspg5a
Product: chondroitin sulfate proteoglycan 5a
Exons: 11
Coding region: 1-2322 (773 amino acids)
Biological process (GO): nervous system development
Source: RefSeq, a predicted model, not a curated record
AUGCGGCUCGAUGGAAACACGCCCGACGGCGAGCGGCGACUCCUCGGCGCGGUGGCUCCUGAUGAGAAGGAGGAGUUCUCCCGUGUGUUCGAGUCCCUCUCAGCCACAAAGUGCCCACCGCUCCCGGUGCUUCGCUACCCGAGCCCAACCGAACCGAGCCGAGCCGUGCUACUGCUCCCACCCCCACCCCCCUAUACAAACCCAACCCCCCCCACCGUCGCUGUUGUGGGCGAUGGAGCCGUGACCACCCUCCCUUACGCGUGCGAGAGGAUGCAGCCGGGCAAGGAGGAGGUGCGCUCCGGAAGCUGGAGGAGCCUCUUGCUGCUCUGGUGCUUCCUGUUCAUGCACCUGAUCCCGGGAACCGUGCACGAUUCAUUGCGCAUGGCGGACUACGUUCCUGCGUAUACCAGCGUCCAGAAUGAGUUCUCUCCAUCGGGCGGCUGGACUCGGACUGAGCGCUGCUUCCUGGGCAUCUUCUCUCAGAGGUUUAUUGGUCACGCCCAUCCGGGUCGUCCAGGUGUGUGUCAGUGUGGCGCAGGUGUGAGUGUGACCUUGCUCUGGCGCGUUGAGGUCGUCCAGCAGACGUUUCCACAGCAGGUGGACGAGGUCACGAGGUCACGAGGUCACGAGCAGCGAGACGGAGACAGGCUGCUCACGUCCUUCCGGCCCAAAGACGAGACAAUUAGGAAACAGUUUCUUGUCGCCUUCGCGGCGCCGCGGCAGCUCGAGCCGAGCGUUUCCACGGCAACACAUCCUUCCUCCAUCCGCCGCCACCUGUGGAGUCGCAAUGACAGGAUUCAUGUGAUGGAAGGAGGAAAUGUCGCUGGGACCAAUGUCACCGAGCCGGACAACGCGGCCAACGUGACCUCCCUUCUCGCCGAGGAGGAGGGGCCGGCCAAGGCCAAUGACAACAUCGCCAUGGUAACCACGAUGAGCAGCUCCGCCGGUCCCGACGCGGUGACCCAGCGGGCGGGCCGCGUCCCCCGGGCCGGCGAGGAGGACGAGCAGAGCAGCGGCAUGUUCGGGGAGGCGGUGGUUCCCGCGGUGGAGGAAGCCGGCGUGGCGGCGCCGCCUCCGCUCAUCCCCGAGUCGGCCGAGACCGAGCUCCUGUUGCCUAGCAACCCAUUAAAACCGGAUGAGGCUGAGGAGGAUGAGGAGGAGGAGGAGGAGGAGGAGGAGCGUCUGCCGAACACCGACCCCCCGUGGAUCCACUCCAAGGACACCGCCGUGUUUGACCUGGACCGCCUCUUCACCACCACCGCCCCCCCGCCCGCCGUCACCAACCCCUCCAACCCGGACGUCCUCCACGUGGACUUCUUCGACCCCUCGUCUCGCGGCCGCGGCCUGGACCUGGCGCCGGCGUCUCCUUCCUCCCUGGCCCACGAGCUGCAGGGGGGGGACCCGACCUCCUGGGCGAUGCCGGACAGCUACGACUACCUCACGCCCUACGAGGACGGCGUGUCACCCACCGCCGACGAGUACACCUACAGCACCACGACCGACGCCUACGAGAGCGAUGACGACCUCCGACUCGCCGCCGGGUCUCCGUCUCGCCCCCGACCUCGAGUCCCGAGCUCCUUCCUCCCCGGGGCCACGCUCCCCGGAGCUGGAGCGCCGGUUCCCAACGUCCCCGGGGGGGCGGCGCCUCCCGCGGCCUCGCCGGUGGACGGGUCCGACGGGCUGGGCGGAUGCCGCGCCGGCUUCCAGGCGGCGAACGGAAGCUGCCGCUCGCCGUGCGACAUGCUGCCCAACUACUGCUUCAACGGGGGACAGUGUUACCUGCAGGAGGGCGUGGGGGUCUUCUGCAGAUGUAACGUCCAGGAUUACAUCUGGCACAAGGGCGCUCGCUGCGAGGCGGUGGUGACCGAGUUCCAGGUGAUGUGUCUGGCCGUGGGCGCCUCGGCUCUGGUGGUCCUGCUGCUCUUCAUGAUCGUCGUCUGCUUCGCCAAGAAGCUGCACGUCCUCAAGACGGAGAACAAGAAGCUGCGCAAGCGCAGCAGUAAGUACCGGCCUUCAUCGGAGCAGCACAAUGAUAAUUUCUCGCUGUCCACCAUCGCUGAGGGCUCCCACCCAAAUGUAAGGAAACUGUGCGACACCCCUCCUAACGUCCCUCAUGCCCGUGCAUUGGCUUACUAUGAUAACAUUAUCUGUCAGGAUGAUCCUAACUCCCAGAACAAGCUGGAAGACCCGGUGAAGGCGUCGCCCAAGGAGGACGACUCCCUGAACAUCCACAACUCCCUGACCCCCAAGCACGAGAACCACAAGGUCCUGGGCGAGGACAACUCCUCGGAGGUAAACUCACUGCAGAACAACAUGAUGUGA